This is a messenger RNA of Symbiodinium pilosum, 4476 nucleotides long. Lineage: Eukaryota; Dinophyceae; Suessiales; Symbiodiniaceae. The record is from the annotation of a GenBank genome assembly.
AUGGCCCAUGGCGUGGUCGCCUGCCCGGCGGAAGCAGGCGGUGCACAGCGUUUUCUUGGGCUUCUGCCACUUGUCUGGCAAUGGCAACGCCAGGGUGUUCGCCCCGAGCGCAUGCCCAUGGCAAUGCGCCAGGCGGAUUGCAGCCAAAACUGCUGCAUCGCCCUGGGCCCGGACUUUGGCAAUACACAGGCUGCAGUAGGCAUUGACGUCGUCCUCAUUGCCAAACUGCAGGAGUAUCCAGGCCCGGCGGACGCACAACGGCUUGAGCGCAAGGCCAUUGAGCUUGCGCCUGGCCGCCCAAGUCCGGAGGCGCUUGUUGUACAGCUCGAUCUGGUCCGCCCAUUGUGGGAAGUUUUUGGCGGCUUGUCCGAAGAGGACCCGCCCGAGGAGGCGGAUGUUGCUGCAUGCCGCCCGAUGGGGGGCGAGGCCGGGGUGGCCACCGCCGUGGGCGCAAUGGGUUGGUUGUGCCACAUGUGCACCAAGAUGGCUGCUGAGCGUCCGCCGUGUCUUUUGGCUUGUGUGAGGUGCUGGCGAGUCGGUGUAGCCAGCCGCCCACAGUGUCACGACGGCCGCCUUGAAUUUCUCGAGGUCAGCGCCCAUGAGGGCGAGAGUGGCGGUGCGGUUGAUGUUGCCAAUCCGGCAGACAUCUAUGAGACCCGGUGUACAACACACCCGACAAGGAAACGCCUACGCCCUCGAGCAGCUCGGCUAGCCAUGGCGGCCCGCCUGGCCCACCAGAACCAGUCAGUGCGGGAGGGACCGACCUUGUGGUUCCAUUAUGCGAUGUUCAUCCUGGGCGGCCACUAUGUGGACGACUUUAACGGCGUGGACGGUGACGACCUGGCCAACCGUCCAAGGGCGAUUAGCGGCGUUGUCUAUGCGGACGCCUUCUUCCUGGAGGGUGAGCUCAUGCAUAAGGCAGGAUGGGUCCCGGCCGAUGCCCCCAUGUCCCGCUCCCACAGAGCGUCCAAUGGCUGGGGCUACGUCGUCCGCGUGGGCGUCCUCGCCCAGAUCUUGGCGGUGGUUGCGCUGGCCAGAGUCUUGCCCAAUGACUGGGUGGCCUUCAUCGACAACGCCGCCGGCCAAUGGGCGCUCAACAAAGGCUAUGGCCGCGACAGCUCCGUGAAUGGUCUCUUGUCCGCCUUUUGGUCUCUGGCGGCUAUGCACUCAUGGCGGCCCGUCUUCUACAGGGUCACCUCCGAGGCCAACAUUGCUGACCCGAUAUCCAGGACGGACUGUACCUUGGCGGUUCGCCACGGAUGGCAACAGGUGGACACACCCCUCGACCAGGUCCUCGAAAUCCUGGCAUGGGCCGCCGAUGACAUCACCUAUGCCGUCCACGGGGCGGCUGCUGACCUGACUGCCCUCAUUUUUCCGGUGCCGGCGCGAUUCGGGGGAAGGGGCGCCGGACGGGGAGCAGAUGUUGUCGCCAGCGAGGCUACGGAGAACGAUCUCGAUGGUGAGCUGUCCUUUGAUGAGAUUGACAUGAACGAGCUUGAGGCGGAGCAGGUCCUAGAGGUCUGGAAUCGCUUCAACUCCUUCUACGACUCGGCAGAGGUGGCUGGUGAGGCCAUGUUUGAUGCCAUCCUCGAUGCAGCGCCUACCCUCGGCUUCAAGCACCUCAACCUUGAAGUUACUGGCCCUCGUGUACAGCUGCUCUUCAGCAUUGGGAUGGUGCGCGAUGCUCUGGUCGAACUUGUUGCCAGCGAAGUGAUUGCCUCUCACUCUCGGCAAGCACUUGUCAGCUUUAUCAAGGUCCUCAACUACAUAGGUGGAGCGCUGGUGUAUAUACGCUCCACGUAUUCAGAACGACUGAAGAUACUGUCGGCGAGCUGGACCGAGGCAAACAGAGACCGUAAUAAGGAACUGGCCCAGAUUAGCAAGCAGAAGGCGGAGGAUCAGGAGGUGGGAUCCGGUAUGAUCAUUGCCAUUGUAUUUCUGCUGGUAUUGUGGUUGGAGCAGCAUGUGCCCAAGACGUUCUAUGCUUCUUGGCUGUGUUUUGGUGCUGGCCUUGACAUGGACAUGUUCUGCUUCAAUGCCGCCGUCAUGGACCUGUUACAGGACUGGAUGUUUGAAAUUUUGGAUGCCUUUGACGACAUUGUGUCCAAUGAGGAAUGCGAUGUUCUCACCUUGAAGAUGUCCAAGUUGGAUGGGGAGAUCCACUUGACUGACUUCAAAGUCGAUGCGCGCCUAAGUACUGUUGAGGAUUUCGCACCAGAGUAUCCAACCAAAAAAGUCAGUGCUUUUCCCUAUGCAUUCCUCUUCGUGGGCUCCCGUAAAAUGAGUGCAGCAGAGGGCGUCUAUGCUAAGGACUCUGCUGGAAGCCGAGAUGGGGAAGGCUUCAGCCAGGGCAGCUCAGCUGCCAAGACAUUGACGAGAUACUUGGCAUCCUUAGAUGAGGAAGCUCGCGUGGAGAUCGGAGAAGCAGUAUACGGCCAGGAGCUCUACGAGGACUUCCUAGUGGUCAUAGGAAUCAAAAGCAAGUCGUUUGAGAUGCGAAAGAAGCCAGUCUUCAGUCAGAUUUCUUGCAAGGAUCCUUAUGGUAUGGUCGGGGAGCUUUCAGCCCUUGGUCUGCGACACGUGGGCUACGCUGAAUUUUUUGGGCCUUUCGUGAGCGCUUUCAUUGAUGUCGCCAAAAACCGUGUCGAUGACGAAUCAAUCAUUGACAGCUUUGCCUGGUCGUUGGGGCUGAUGUCUCGAAUGCUGGUUCGAACGAUCAAGGAAGGCUCCACGAUUGUCAUGAAGGCCAUCAACCAGAAUUCCAAGGAAUUGCUGGGAAGUGCGCUCAUUUGUGCACCGCGUGGUGAACGCUUCAAUUGGGUCCUCACUGUCUCAGUGGGAACAAAAUCGAUCUCACCCCUGGAAUGGGCAGUCACCAGUGGCAAUUGGACGGCUGCUGAGCUUAUCAUCCAGGACCUGUUGACCAUCCGGGCAGACCGCGAGAAGUACUAUUACGGCCUCGAUGCCUUGUUUGAGCGGCAUCCAGAUAUCAUCCAGAUGCUUUGCACGCAGGCCCAGUGUCUGCUAAAGACGUUGCUUGAUGGAAUGGUAUGGCACUCCCACUUAUCGUCGAAUGGGCUGCGGCGGACAAACUAUUACAUCAAGCAUCUGAUCGUAGAUGGAAAUGGCAAAUUUGCCCCUGCAUUCAAAUCUAUUGUGAAGCUGAAGGAUCCGCAUGUCGCUGUACACACUGUGUUGCUGCGGCUGACUGACAUACUCUGGACAGGCUUGAUACGUUCCAGGUUCAUCUUCGGCAGCACGUGGCUUCUCUUCAGCUUUACCUUGUUUGUUCUGAGCCAUGGCUUCCUCAAUCAUGAAUGGGCGCAGGCUGAGAUGGCAUCGCGAGUUGCUAUGUUCAGCUGCCGGUGUAUCAUCUACUUUCUAGGCAUGACUCAGCUUAUUUAUGGCCGUGUUCGCCACGUCUGCAAAGCCUUUAAGGAUGGUGAUUUGGUCAGCAUAGCUCGUGUACCAAUUCCUAGACGGCUUGUGGAAAAUUGGCGUGAAGCGAUAUCAUGCUUGCUGGCAGCGUCUCUCAUCGUCACGUUCUUUAUCGAGCCUGUGCUGUAUUGCUUGCAGCACUACGAGGGCGAUUUCCCUGGCGCAGGCCGUUUCACGGAUCUCUGCCCGGAGGCCCAGGGUGUCCGUGAAGUGUAUUCCGUUCUCUCCUUGUUCAUUGUGGGCUUGUAUAUGGCAUUGCUUGUGGAUCUUGCGGCUUUAUCGAUCAAGUUGAACGCCUACGUUCUGGUGGCAAUAAAUGUUUUACCUGAAUUGCUUCUCAUGCUCAUCGCGGUGACCUUCUUGGCGGUUAUGUUUUCUGCCUGCGUGGCAGUCAGUGGCACUUCUGUCGAAGCUUUCAAAGACAUGCCGAGCGCUGGCCUUCGCUUCUUCCAGAUUGCGACAAAGAUGCAAGACAACCGAGGAAUGCCCGAGUUCUCCACGUUUCCUUUGCUCAUGGUUGCGCUUGGUUUGUUUGUGAUCGCUGUCGUGUUCGGCGCCUUCAACAUAUUUGUGGCGCAGCUCACCUGUGCCCAUCAGGAGAUCUAUGAUAGCAUGGUUGGCUUUUCCAUCCUGAGGCGGAUGCAAAUCACCAUUGACACAAUGCAGACACUCCGCAGGCGCAACUUCCAGCAGUUUGUGGACAGCCUCGUCUUGGAUGAGCCGCUUGAGUUUGGGGAAGGUGACAUCGGUCUGCCCGGGGGUGUGCAAAUCAUGGAGAGCGCCUCCCUGCAUCCGCAGAACCAGGAGAGCAUCCUCAGGUUUGGUGGCUCCACGGAGGCCUCUAUGCAGUGGCCAAAGGAAGAAGUCCCAGAAGAAGUAACUGAUGAUGUGAGGUUGGACCGCUUGGUGAAGAAAUUCAACAAAUCGCUCUUGAAUCUUUGGCGGUUGGAAAGAAGUCAAUUCACGAUUUGUUUUGGAAAUACCUUUCGUAGGUUCAAGCUAAGACGCUCAUCCUUGUGGCGAUCAGCUUGGAACUGA